Messenger RNA from Cynocephalus volans (Philippine flying lemur), 1221 nucleotides. It is a transcript of the gene SEPTIN1, whose product is annotated as septin 1. Bases 1 to 1221 code for a protein of 406 amino acids. Gene Ontology annotation, cellular component: septin complex; microtubule cytoskeleton; cell division site. The record is from RefSeq and is a predicted model, not a curated record. Lineage: Eukaryota; Metazoa; Chordata; Mammalia; Dermoptera; Cynocephalidae. The transcript is spliced from 12 exons. Gene Ontology annotation, biological process: regulation of exocytosis; intracellular protein localization; cytoskeleton-dependent cytokinesis. Gene Ontology annotation, molecular function: GTPase activity; GTP binding; molecular adaptor activity.
AUGAGUUCAAGCAUCUCAGCUUCCUACACUGCCCGCCCCUUGUUUGCCGCACUCAACUUCCUGCCCUACCAGAGGAAGUGGGGAGCGAUAGCAGGUGCAGGAACAGCUAGCAGAGCCAUGGACAAGGAGUACGUGGGUUUUGCCGCCCUCCCCAACCAGCUGCACCGCAAGUCUGUCAAGAAGGGGUUUGACUUCACACUCAUGGUGGCAGGGGAGUCAGGCCUGGGGAAAUCCACCCUCAUCAACAGCCUGUUCCUCACCAAUCUCUAUGAGGAUCGGCAGGUGCCAGAGGCCAGUGCUCGCUUGACACAAACGCUGACCAUUGAGCGCCGGGGCGUAGAGAUUGAGGAGGGGGGCAUUAAGGUGAAGCUGACCCUGGUGGACACACCUGGCUUUGGGGACUCAGUGGACUGCUCGGACUGCUGGCUGCCGGUGGUGCACUUCAUCGAGGAGCAAUUCGAGCAGUAUCUGCGGGAUGAGAGUGGCCUGAACCGGAAGAACAUCCAGGAUACCCGAGUCCACUGCUGCCUCUACUUCAUCUCACCCUUCGGCCGGGGGCUCCGGCCCCUAGAUGUGGCCUUCCUCCGAGCGGUGCACGAGAAAGUCAACAUCAUCCCAGUGAUUGGCAAAGCAGAUGCCCUGACGCCUAAGGAAACACAGGCCCUCAAGCAGAAGAUCCGGGACCAGCUGAAGGAGGAGGAGAUCAACAUCUACCAGUUCCCUGAAUGUGACUCUGAUGAGGAUGAAGAUUUCAAGAGGCAGGAUGCAGAGAUGAAGGGAAGCAUCCCUUUCGCAGUCGUCGGUUCAAGUGAGGUGGUGAGGGAUGGCGGGACCCGACCCGUGAGGGGACGCUGCUACUCCUGGGGUACCGUGGAGGUGGAAAACCCACAUCACUGCGAUUUCCUGAACCUGCGACGGAUGCUGGUGCAGACACACCUGCAGGACCUGAAAGAAGUGACGCACGAUCUGCUCUACGAGGGCUACCGGGCCCGCUGCCUACAGAGCCUGGCCCGGCCAGGGGCUCGCGAUCGAGCCAGCCGCAGUAAGCUUUCCCGCCAGAGCGCCACAGAGAUCCCACUGCCCAUGCUGCCUCUGGCCGAGACGGAGAAGCUGAUCCGCGAGAAAGACGAAGAGCUGCGUCGCAUGCAAGAGAUGCUGGAGAAGAUGCAGGCCCAGAUGCAGCAGAGCCAGGCUCAGGGCGAGCAAUCGGACGCUCUCUGA